AUGGCUUUGAACACUUUGCUUAUCAUUCUAGCCUGUCCAGUUAUCAUUUCUACUAUUGCUCAAACCACCGUACCAACAGGUAAUGGCCUAAGCUUUCAAUGUUCCUCGGAUCCUUCAGCUAUACCAGCAUUCGCUGGUAGAAGUUAUUGUGAUUCCUACUUAACCACCAAAGCUGGAGGUCAAUGGCCAUUGGCUAACGAAGUCGUAACUGGGUCAUUUUCCAAAGCACCUACAAGUUACUAUAGUACAGCCGUCGGUGAUAUCUAUCUGGUUUGCAAUUGGCAAGAUCCCAUUUUGGCGGGCAAUUACUUUGGAUGUAGAUAUAACGCCGGUGCCGCCUCCGGGGAUACCUUUGCCACGGGUAUAAAGUACAAUCAAGGUGGCCAGGGAUUCCAGCAGAGCUGUCCUGUCGUUCAAGCGAAUAAACCGAGACCAAGUCCAGGUCUUUAUUACAAGAAACGUUUUGGACCAGUCACACAUUCGCUUUACAGUCUGUCUUCUACUGGGCAAACGUAUAUUUGCACUUAUCGUACUACCUCUCCAGGCCAAUCCCAAUGUAGAUACGAUGCAAACGGUCAGCUGUUACCGAACAGCGCUACAGUACCAGCCAAUGUAAAUUGUCUGCUAUCGCAGUGUCAAGCCGUUCAGCCAUACAUGAGAAAGAGAGGUCUACCUCAGCUGGCGGACAAAAGGCAAACUUCCAGACAAAGAAUCAUUGCGAGACAAAAGGAGAUAUCGGGGACGUUCGCAGAUGAGCGCCUCUGA
Kwoniella botswanensis is the source of this 765-nucleotide messenger RNA. RefSeq lists its product as uncharacterized. The transcript has 8 exons. The record is from RefSeq and is a predicted model, not a curated record. Lineage: Eukaryota; Fungi; Basidiomycota; Tremellomycetes; Tremellales; Cryptococcaceae. Bases 1 to 765 code for a protein of 254 amino acids.